CCUGGCUCAGCACAGAACACAGAGGCAGCCAGCAAACCCAACAUGACAACGAAGGGUGUAUUCGAAUCUUUCUUGAGCUUCUUCAGACCAAUGACUUGUCGCCUCAGCACUCAGCGACUCUUAACUCCUUGUCCUGUAGAAGGCCUGAACAUGUCUGAAUGCUCAAAAAUUCGCUGCUGUCCUUUCAGAAUUGGCCAUGAUGAGCAGUGCUACAUGCCGGUGAGGGAUGAUGUGCAGCUGGCCAUUCGAGUGAUCUUGCUUACGGGAGGAGGAUUUUUGUCUUUGGGAUUUUUCCCAAUCGUUUGCUGUGCUGUUUUGCAGAGGAGUCCAUGUAUCAAUCCUUUACGAAAGAUAAGCAAAAAAGUACAGAAAGCUGUGCGGGAAAAAAGAGCACAUGAUGAAAGGAUUCACAAGGAAGAGAUCCGCCACUUGCUGGACUGACUUGAGAAAGAGCC
Hirundo rustica (Barn swallow) is the source of this 455-nucleotide messenger RNA. Its product is annotated as fmr1 neighbor protein-like. Lineage: Eukaryota; Metazoa; Chordata; Aves; Passeriformes; Hirundinidae. The record is from RefSeq and is a predicted model, not a curated record. The transcript has 4 exons. The coding region runs from base 43 to 441 and encodes 132 amino acids.